AUGGUCCUCGAGUGUGGAACGUGUCCUGGCCGCUGCCGUGCGGUGGGUCCGUGCUGCAGUCGGGACGUGCGUGUCCUUGUCUCACCUGAUGAAGUGAAAUUUCUUACAUGGGCAAAACUGUUUCUGGUAGCUGCCAACCAGAUUUCUGAGAAUGUGUCCCUUGCUGAUAUUUUGUCACUGCGGGAGAGCUGUCUUACUGAGCAAGAUAUUUGGGCAAUUUGCCUGGAGUGUUGCCAUUCUCUGAAGAGCAUUGCCCAUUCUGCAAUCUUCCAGACGCUCUGCAUCACUCCUGACACUUUGGCUUUUAACACCAAUGGCAAUGUAUGCUUCAUGGAACAGCUCAGUGAUGAUCCAGAGGGUGCCUUUGUUCCACCAGAAUUUGAUAUCACCGGUAACACUUUUGAGGCACACGUCUAUUCUUUGGGUGCAACAUUGAAAGCAGCAAUAGAAUAUAUAGUAGAACCUGAGACAGAAUCAGAAUUUGGACAAGAUCUGCAUACUCUGCUGGAACAAAUGCAAGAAGAGAGUCCUGAAAAUAGGCCAGAUAUUGAGAGCAUUUUAUCAUUAUGUGAAGAAAAACUGAAGAUUGCUUCAUCAAGUAAUAUUUGUCGAAGCCUGUCUGCUGUUGGAAGAAGGGUUCUUUCAAUUGAAUCAUUUGGUGCUUCUCAAGAUGUCUGUGAUAACAUGUGGAAGGGAAGAAUGUGUCAGAGAAGUUUGGGAUCUAAAUUAUAUUCAAAUGAGAAAAACAGCAUAGCAAGUGAUUCGUCUGCAGUGGAAGACGUGACAGCUACCUGUCAUAAGGACUCUUCUGUAGUUACUAUGGUGACUGGCAGAGAAAGUGGUUUAAAGGAAAUGCAAAUUGAUCUGGAUAAUGAGAAAACUCAACAUUCUCAACUUGCAACUCCAGCUAAAAAGAGCAAAGAAGAGGACAAACAUGCAGUGUAUACUGACAGUUUUGCUUUGGAUAUAAAAUCAUGUGUUAUUGACCUGGAGAGAGAUGGCAUUUUUAAGAAAGGUUCUUUGAGAAAAAUUAAAACCUUUCCAAAGCUACCACUUGAACCUGCAGAUUCAAAUAACUUUUUUACUUCUGUAGCCAACAGUGGACCACUAGCUAGGAAAAAUCACUUGCUAGCACAAGAGUCACUACCUCUAGACAAUAAUAAUGAGGUUACUUUUUCAAAGGGAAAUCUUAAUUCAUUUGCUAUUAGUAGUCCACCAAAAAUAGAACCAAAGAAUCACCAGGUCAAUGAUCUUCAUGUAGGAGCUCCAUGUGUAUGCACACAGGUGUCUGGCAUGAAUCUAGAAGAACAUAUGUCACUUAUUAAUGGUAAAAAGAUAGGUUUUGCUUCAUCUGAUCACGAAGAUGACUGUUCUGAUGCUACCUCUGAAAUGCCAAAUACAGCUGGUGUGCUAGAAGGCCCAAAUCGAUCAAUUGGUGGAGCAAAAAUGCUAGACAAUUAUAUGGCAUUGGAAGACUCUUCUGAAACUUUUCAAGGGUCAAAUGAAAAUUCUUUACCACAUUUUAACAACAUGGCUUCGGUGUUAACGACAAAACCCAGUGGGAACAGAUAUGGAGCAAACCUAAUUAGGUCUUCAGAAUUAAGCAGCGGUGCAAUGAGCGCAAACAAUAAUGAAGAUAAUCUUUGUGGAGGCAGAGGGUCAGAAAUCAAAAGUAAUGAGCAGUGGAUCUCUCUAAAACUCCUGUUAUCCUGGUACGGUAAACCUCUGAAAGACUAUGAACUCUGGGCAUUAUGUCACGAGUGUUUAUGUACUCUGCAAACUUGCAUAGAUUAUCCAGUGGUCUUAUGUUUGGACUCUGUGCUGAUUGACUGCCAUGGAAGUAUCCUCUUUGCUGCUCCAAAAGCUGAAGAAUCUUGUGAUAUAUUCUAUUUAGCUCCUGAAAUUGAAGAAGAGGAUGUGGAUACUGAGAAGGUCUGCAUUUAUGGAGUUGCUGCAGUUCUGUGGAUGGCUGCAAAAUACAGUGUUCCUGCAAGUCACAAACUGGCAUUGCCAAGAAAAUUUAAAAAACUACUUCUGGAUAUGGCAAGAAAAAACCCUGAAGAAAGACCUUCUCUAGCUGAUGCAAUUAAGACAUGCAAUCAUUAUUUACUUGAACAAGGCAUAAGCAGCAAAAGUAUUUUGGCAUGGUUGAAUAAAUCUGUCGUUAAGGCUGUUGAGGAAGGUCGUGCUGCUUUUGAAUUUAAAAAUGAGACACAUGAAAUGGACCCUUCAGAGUCAAGCCUAGGAUUUGUGCCUAUUACCAGUGAAAGUAAACUUGUAGCAGUUAAAGGACCAGUACCAUGCCAGAUUUCUCUAAAUUGUGAGAAAGCUACAUUACCUGUUGCAUUCACUUCUCCUGCAACUCACUUUAAGCCUAUCAUUCUGCAACAAAAUGCAAAUAUAACAAAAAAGGUUCACACACUGGUUUCUGAGCAAUUCAAGAAAGAGACAAAAAAAGAAAAACACAUGGACCACAGUAAAUCAAGAUGUUUAAAGGACUCUGAAAGCCUUGGUACUGAGGACACAGAUGUUGUUGAAACUGCACCUGAAAUACCUGAGUGUGGUUUACAAGUUCCAGGCCACUCAUCCCAGAUAUUUUCAGAAAAGCGAAAGUCAGGCAAUGCAUUUACUUCUAUAAUUACGUCACCAUUGCCAUCUGAUUCCUCACAUACUCUNNNAUCUCCUAAUUUUCUUCAUAUAAAUAACAUCAUUCUCAAACAGGACUCAGAGAAAAGAGUUUUGACACUUGUACCAGUACAUUUAGCUGUAUCAGAGCAAAUACCAAAUAAACCUCUUCGUUCAAGAAUUGCUUAUGAUUGCUCUCAUAGUUUGCCAGUGCUACUUUCCAGUACUAUUGCAAGUUGUAAAAUAAGCACACAAACAGGAAAUGAUGCCUCGCUUUGCAAAGUGCAAAACUGUGAGGCUACUAAUACACAGAAAAAGUUUGAUAAAAGUAACACAGUUAUUCAAACCACUGGCCAAGAAAUUGAGUGUGCAACCAGUGUAGACAAUACUUUCACUGAGCAAGAACACACAUUAUGUACCUCAAUGAAUCAAGACGACUCUUGUCUCUCUGAUGUUGAAGUCCUGCCCCAGCGGAACAGAACAAGUGAUGCUUUACUACAGGAAGUGAUUCACCUUAUACAAGAGGAGUUUGCAUUUGAUGGCUAUCUAGAGAAUGGAGUUGAAGUUUUUGAUAUGGGUAACUUCAUUUUAAACUUAAAGGAAGUUAAGUUUGGUAUGUUCUCUGAUAAAAUUUGUGAGAAGUUUUGUGAUCUCUACUGGGAUGAAAAAUUACUGGAGAAUCUCUAUCAGGUAGUAAAUGGAGAAAGACCUUCACAUUUAUGUGUAACUGAGGCAAGUGAUUCAAAGUGUGGCAAUGUAUUCCAAGAUCUGAAGAAAUCUGAUAUCUUUUUGUCAAGCAGGGAGCAGACAGAGGGAGAAGGGGAAGCAACCUUUGAUGUGAAGGCUGAGCGUAUGAUAAAUACAUCAUUAGCUGAAGUGGAUUUUGAGUCACCUUUGGAUAAUAGUAAAAAAGAAUUGAGACUGCAGAAUACUGUCCCCACAGAGAAAGAGCGACAAUGUUUACAAAGCAAUGGCUGUUGUAUUGGUCCAGGCUUUGCAGAAGAAAAUAUAGAGCCAGAGGAAGAGACAAUGAUAAAGGUAGCUGGAAACAGCUACCUUGUGUCUCCUCAUCUAACUGACUUUCGUGGCUGUAGUCCUGGUUGGAGCAGUGCAUUUUAUGGAGCUGAAUGUUUUGAUUCAGAAGUUCGUAGUUACAUGAGAAACCUUGGAAAGCAGAAAUCAAGUGAGUCACAAAAUAUAGAUGCUAAAAAAGUGGAACUGGAACAGUUGCUAAUGAUGGAGACGAAAAAUUACAGAAAGACCAUAGUUUUUUACCAGAAACUAUUGCAGAAAGAAAGAAGCAGCAAAGGUCCUGAAACUAAAUCUAUGUUGCCCAAAUUGAGAGGACAGCUACAGGAGAUGAAAUCAAAAGUGCAGUUUCUUGAACUGGUAAAGAAAUAUGUGCAGAUCAUGUAUGCAGAGCAGUGGGGUGUAGAAUCCUGUGUGCUGUCUACAGUCAUUCACAACGGGAGAACUGACACCAUGGAUGUGGCACCUACAGAUGAGUCAUCUUUGCUUCUUUACUAUAACACAGAGAAACACCAAUGUGAUAACCAAAAUGGAAUAAGAGUUCUGCAGGCUGGUACACCACUUGGUUUAAUGGCUUAUUUAUAUUCCAGAAAUGCAUUUUUAGAAGGUUAUGUACAGCAGUUUCUCUACACAUUUCGCUAUUUCUGCACGCAAGAAGAAUUUUUGCAGUUUCUUAUUGAUAGAAUCAGCAGCACUUUAUCCAGUGCGAGUCUGGAUCCUUCCACAUCACUUACCAAAAUAUGUAACCGCAGUUUCUACAUCCUGCAGGCUUGGAUUGAAGACUGCUACAGUGUAGACUUUGCAACAAAUACUGAUCUUUUGUGUACCCUAAAAGAAUUUAUUUCUUCCAAGGUUGCUCCAUUAAACGGCUAUGGUGAGUGCUUGUUGGCAUUGCUUGAGGAUGCUUCUGUCAGGAAAAGUGGAAGUGCUCAUCAGUGCUCCAGCAUGGACACAUGUGAAGAAGAGGGCGAGGAGGACAGAAAAACAUUGCAUUCUCUAUGUAAAAAGCUCUCAGAAGAUGUUUCCAGAAAGAACUUUUACUGGAAACUUUCCAAAGGUAUGGGACCAAUUGCACAACAUCAGAGAGAGCGGCUGUACACUAUUUCAUCAGUUUUGCCAAAACCAUGCUAUAACAGUUUUACAGAAGAAAUUCCAGUCUCCUUUGCUAAAGCAGAUGAAGUGGGACCAUAUCUCUUAAUAGAAUACAGUGUGCAACAGCUUUGUUGUCAGCUGACAUUACUGCAGCAGGAAGUAUUUCAUAAAUGUCAUCCAGUACACUUUCUAAAUUCAAGAGCACUCGGCGUUAAAGACAAAUGUGUUGCUGUCCAAAAAGCUGUUUCUACUGAGACAGUUGCAGUUAAAGUCUGUAAUCUGUUUCUGUCAAAAUGUGUACAAGACCAGUACCUUCUACAAUUAUUAAGAAAUGCAGACAGUAUUAGUACCUGGGUUGCUGCUGAAAUUGUAACAUGUCACACAUCUAAGCUGCAGGUGAGCUUGUUAUCAAAAUUUCUUCUUAUAGCAAAAUGCUGCUAUGAACAAAGAAAUUUUGCUACUGCAAUGCAAAUCCUAGCAGGCUUGGAAAAUCUUAUUGUACGACAGUUACCAGCCUGGAAAAUUUUACCUGCAAAAGUAGCUGAAAUAAUGGAGGAACUCAAGGCUGUCGAGGUGUUUUUAAAAAGUGACAGCCUGUGCUUGAUGGAAGGAGAAAGAUUCAAAACACUUCCAACAAUUCCAUCAGCCCAUGUUUUGGCUAUGCAUGUCCAACAACUUGAAACUGGAGGAUUCACAAUGACAAAUGGAGCUCACAAGUGGACUAAACUUAGAAAUAUUGCAAAAGUUGUGAGCCAAGUUCAUGCAUUUCAGGAGAAUCCUUAUACAUAUACACCAGAUUUCAAGCUGCAGUCUUACCUCAGGCAAAGAAUAACUCGUUUUAAAGAUGCAGACAUUUCUGCCUUGGCAGCUGACAACUGUGCCAACUUCCAUCAGAUACCAGCAGAAAAACACUCUCGAAAAAUUCAGGACGCACUGCGCAGGAUGAAGGCAACGUUUCAGUAAUUAUUUAUAUUUCAUCUGUUUUAUUUCAAGUGUAGAUUAUAAAACUGGAUUUCAUCUCCUGGACCAAUUCCCAAGCAAAUACUUAAGUGACUUAAUUUCAACUCGAGAUAGUAUUUUAUAUUUCUUAAUAUGGAAUUAUAAAAUGCUGACUAAUGAGAUUUGAAUCCCUGGCAACUGGA
Messenger RNA from Leptosomus discolor (cuckoo roller), 5888 nucleotides. The record is from RefSeq and is a predicted model, not a curated record. NCBI's taxonomy places the organism in Eukaryota, Metazoa, Chordata, Aves, Leptosomiformes, Leptosomidae.